UAUCAGGUGUUGCUACUGUUUGCCGCUAAUCUGACGACUUUCGCCAGUUAUAUAUUGAACGCAGUACCAUCGUUUAACGUUUUGCCGAGUAAAAAGCAAAAAUACUCUAAAAUACAAUAUUUAUUUAUACUUCUGCAUUGUCCAUUGACUAUUUGAAGUUUUUCAAUCACAAGUGAAUGAACAUUUAAUAAUGCGGUUAGGGUAUUCUUAUUUCAUACUAUUGUGUCAAAUAAACGUGUUUUGGAUCACUCAUACAGUUGGUAAUCCUAUUAAUUUUCAAAAUGUACCGAAUGGGAUUUAUAAAAAACUUUUAAGCUUACGUACUCUACCAUUUGAAGAUUGUGGCUCCCAAUAUGAUGUGCUCUACGUCGGUGUUUCGAAUUGCUCUUCAAUACCAUGUCAAAUGGUUCGCGGUUCUACAGUCGUGGUAAAAGUUUUUUUCGAUGAUAACGGUGAUCAAACUUCAUAUUUAAAGCAUCGCGUUCGGUGGAUAUUUAAUGCUAUUAAAACUAAUGCCCUUAUUACGCCUGACCCUUGUGAUGACGACCAACAUUGCUUAAUUGACGAAAGUGAUGGAAAGUCCUACAAUGCACAAGUUUUUGUCACAAGCACCCUUCCCAAUAUACGAGGCACUAUGAUGUGGGUAGCAGAGAACGCUAAGAACGAAGAAGUUAUUUGCUUUAAAAUUCCAAUUAUUAUUACUACUGCCUAAUACUAAAUUUGCAUUAUACAAACAGUUUACAUUUGCUUUUAUAUAAGAAAGAGCUCUUACUUACUGGAUAAAAGCACCUUUUAGUUUCAGUGUGCUGAUGUUCAUGCCAAUUUUCAUUUUCUAAUAAACAGCACGAACAAAUGUAUGUAUUUUGAAAGUAUUUUUUUUUUAUUUAAUAACAAUCAAGGUAAUAAAAUAAUUAAUUAUACUUUGCAAAUGGAAACAGCUUAUACAUAGAGAUAUAUGUACAUUCAUACAAACAAUACUACUUUAGGCGCUUAUUUUGUACAUUUUAUAAUACAUUUAGUAUAUACUUUGGAUCACCAUUUUUCGAUUCAACAAGGCACUGGUAUUGAAUUUUAAAUUAUUAAAACAUAGAAUACAAAAUCGUGUAAAAAAUUAUUUACAAUUUUACCUGCAAA
Molecule: messenger RNA, 1134 nt
Organism: Ceratitis capitata (Mediterranean fruit fly)
Lineage: Eukaryota; Metazoa; Arthropoda; Insecta; Diptera; Tephritidae
Gene: Npc2f
Exons: 4
Coding region: 191-712 (173 amino acids)
Source: RefSeq, a predicted model, not a curated record